Drosophila grimshawi is the source of this 562-nucleotide messenger RNA. RefSeq names its product trafficking protein particle complex subunit 6b (gene Trs33). Lineage: Eukaryota; Metazoa; Arthropoda; Insecta; Diptera; Drosophilidae. Gene Ontology annotation, biological process: regulation of GTPase activity; endoplasmic reticulum to Golgi vesicle-mediated transport. The record is from RefSeq and is a predicted model, not a curated record. The coding region runs from base 49 to 510 and encodes 153 amino acids. Gene Ontology annotation, cellular component: trans-Golgi network; TRAPP complex; cis-Golgi network. The transcript is spliced from 2 exons.
UUGAUUGCUGCUGCAAAAAGGAACAAUAAACAGAUUUGUGUGAAAAUAAUGUCGGAAGAAAUUGUGUUUGAUUGCUUGCAUGCCGAAAUAGUCAACUACUGUCUGGAUAACAGAAAGGAUCAAAAUGAUCUGGCCACGUUGGAGUACAUUGGGUUUACCACUGGCUAUCGCCUCAAUGAGCGUCUGACGCGUGACGUCACGCGCUUUAAGGAUGAACUGGAGACAAUGAAAUUCAUCUGCACCGAUUUCUGGACACUGAUCUAUAAGAAGCAAGUGGACAAUUUGCGGACAAACAAUAAUGGCAUGUACGUGCUCCAGGACAGGGCAUUCCGUUUUCUCACACGCAUCUCGCCGGGCGCCAAGCAACUGGAACAGGCGCCCAAAUUUGUUGCCUUCACCUGCGGCUUGGUGCGAGGCGCACUCAGCAAUCUGGGCAUAAAUAGCACAGUUACCGCCGAGGUGCAGACAAUACCCGCCUGCCGGUUUCACGUAGAAGUCAACAGGAGUUAGACGCAUAUUUGUAUUCAUAUUCUAAUUAUAACAAUUAAAAGUAUAUAUCUAA